CGUGACCCAGGUUUCCAGCCUCGCCAUUUUGCAAUGUGGCGCCACAGAGGCCACUUUUGGACGAGGGCCGAAUAAAAGCCGCUGAAAGUGUUGGAUGAUUCCACGCGGUCAUGGAGGACAUCAACAAGGUCGCCUCCACGCCGGCUGCGGGUCAGCAGGACGCCGACCCUCCUCCGAGGUCGCAGCACAAACCGGCCGCCAACUCUCUCAUCCAAGUCAUCGAGAAGCUGAGUAGGAUUGUGGAGGAGCGACCUCGCAAGAUGGCGCUCCAGGGCGGAGGAGGAGCCUCACCCUGCAAGAAGGCGAAGGUGGACUUUGCGUGCUACCAGUGCAGCCUGUGUCCGUACAUGUCCACCACGCUGGCGCUCCUCAAGCAGCACCUGAAGCAGCACGACAAGCAGCACCAGGACCUCAUCCUCAUGUGCUCCGAGUGCUGCUUCAGCUCCCCGGACCAGGCGCAGCUGGAGGAGCACGUCAGGAUGCACCUGGACCCCGCACACGCCAAGGACUCGCCGGCGUGGGACCCUCUGGGCCCGGGCGGGGAGGAGAAGAAGUGGUACAGCUACGAGGACUACGGCUUGUACCGCUGCCUGAUCUGCAGCUACGUGUGCAGCCAGCAGCGCAUGCUCAAGACGCACGCCUGGAAGCACGCCGGCCUCCUCCACUGCUCCUACCCCGUCUUCGAGGAGGAGGCGGAGCCUCCCGCCAAGCGCGACACCCCCGCGCAGAAGCAAGUGGUCCUCCUCCCGCCGCUGGUGCAGGAAACCAUCCUGCACGAGCUCCCGCCGGCCUCCAGGCUGCACACAAGCGCUCCUCUUCCACUCGCCGGCCAGCAGGAGCUUCUGAGUCUGCCCGGCGUGACGCCAGACCAGCACGGCGUGAAAGUCCUGACCCCCGGCAAGCCCGUCAUGGAGGUGCACCUGACCACUGAGGCGGAGGCCGACACGUCUUCGGUAACGGACAGCCUGCUGUCGUCGGCGCAGAAGAUCAUCAACAACGACCCCAACAGCGCCGGACACAUGAACGUCAUCGUGGAGCGCCUGCCCUCGGCCGAGGACGCCAUCAUGGCUGCCAGUCCGCUUCUGCUCGCCCCCCAUGUGGAAGCUCCCAGCCUGGGGGAGGAGGAGCAACAUCCUGGCGGAGAGGAGCUCGCCGGCCACAGACCCUCCUCAGUUCCAAGUAGUGACCCUCCCAGGGAUGAGAACGUACCCCCAGCCGCCCGCAAGAGGACGCACUCGGAGUCGCUGCGUCUUCACUCCUUGGCGGCCGAGGUCCUGAUCGCCAUGCCCAUGAGGACCGCCGCCUCCACAACAGCCGGCGCCGGCCAAAAAGUGGCAGAGAUGUCCGCAGGUGGACUCGAGCCCUCAGAGGAAACGGAAACCCUGCUGGACACGGACCUUACUCGCAACGUCAAGGACGACGAAAGUCCCGCCUCCAAAGCCGGCAUCAGCUUGUCUCUGCUUACCGUCAUCGAAAGACUGCGAGAGCGCUCGGACCAGAACGCCACCGACGAGGACAUCUUGAAGGAGCUUCAGGACAACGCCCAAAUCCACGGCGGCAGCGUGCCGGAUCAACUGGCGGCGCCGGCCGACGGAGGCUUGGUGGACUACAUCCCGGGUAGCGAGAGGCCGUACCGCUGCCGCCUGUGCCGCUACAGCAGCAACAACAAAGGGUACAUCAAGCAGCACCUGCGGGUGCACCGCCAACGCCGACCUUACCAGUGUCCCAUCUGUGAGCACGUGUCCUCGGACAGCCAGGACCUGCAGAGUCACAUGAUGCACCACUGCAAGACCAGGAUGUACCAGUGCCCGCACUGCCCUCAAGCCUUCCACUACAAGAGCCAGCUGAGAAGUCACGAGCGAGAGCGUCACAGCGAGUGUGACACGCCCACACUGACCACGCCCACACUGACCACGCCCACACUGACCACGCCCACACUGAGGGUGGUGUCAGAAAGGGCGAGUGUGGUGGAAGAAUGUGAAGGUGAAGCAGACCAAGAUGCGUCACAGAAGAUGUACAAGUGUGACAAGUGUGACUACACCAGUGCCACCUAUCUGGGUGUGAGGAACCAUCGCCGCAUACACAACACUGACAAACCUUAUAGGUGCUGCAGCUGCGACUUCGCCACCAGCAACAUGAGCCACCUGAAGAGUCACAUGAAGACACACCCUGAGGAGCAGACGCUGGAUCAGUACAGGUGCUCGCUGUGCGGCUACAUGUGCAGCCACCCUCCCUCCCUCAAGUCGCACAUGUGGAAGCAUGCGGGAGACAAGAACUACAACUACGAGCAGGUCAACAAGGCCAUCAACGAGGCCAUCUCUCAGAGCAGCAGAGCUCCUGUCCGGGUGUGCACGCUGCCGGCUCCUUUCAAGGUGUGCACGCUGCCGGCUCCUGUCAAUGUGUGCACUCUGCAGGCUCCCGUCAAGGUGUGCACGCUGCAGGAGUCCACCGCCAAGGAGCUAGACCACACCUCGCACUUGACCAGUGACCAAGGACAGGUCCAGCUGCAGCCCCGCCCCAACAUGGAGUACUGCGUCCUGCUCUUCUGCUGCUGCAUCUGUGGCUUGGAGUCUCCCAGCAAGGAGAGUCUACUGGCACACAUGAAGGAGCACGAGGGCGACCUGGUCAACAUCAUCUUGAACAAGCAGCAGGAAGCAUGA
Messenger RNA from Entelurus aequoreus (snake pipefish), 2660 nucleotides. RefSeq names its product zinc finger protein 507 (gene znf507). Bases 111 to 2660 code for a protein of 849 amino acids. Gene Ontology annotation, cellular component: nucleus. Gene Ontology annotation, biological process: regulation of gene expression. The record is from RefSeq and is a predicted model, not a curated record. The transcript is spliced from 7 exons. NCBI's taxonomy places the organism in Eukaryota, Metazoa, Chordata, Actinopteri, Syngnathiformes, Syngnathidae.